AAAAACUUUUCUACACCUUGCAUACGAAUCUAAACCGAUUUGUCAGGGCUUUCCUUACCGUUUUUCAACACUUAUUUCAAAUGCAGCUGAAUAAAGCCCCAUUCAAAGUCCUUUGGCAAAAAUUGGUGCCUAUCUUUAGCCUUAAUAUGAUUCAUAUGCAAACAAUUCGUGGAAUCGGCCAGGGCCAGCACCGUGCUGGUGGUCCCUUUGGGCCAGGUCCAAAGACAGAUGCAGAUGCAGUGCAGCGAUAGAAACACAGGAGUCAAUUUGGACUCUGGCCAGGUCUUUCAACCGCAUUGAGGCUUGAGUUUUGUUUUUGGCUUUUAUGCAAUAUGAAGCGCCAAAGUAUGGGCCAAGUGUUGGCCCGCGGCUUUAGCCAGAAGCGGAUCGUUUAACCUUCUGCUUUGAGUUGUUUUUUGUUUUCUGUCUUUUUGCUGACUGGCGCCAGCUUAAGCCCCCUUCCAGCUGACCCUGCGCUUGUCAUGAGUCAUUUUUGGCUAAAAAGUGUUUGGCAAUUGGAUUCGGAUUCGCAACGUAUCAAUUUGCAAUUGAAUUUUCGCAGUUGCCCCCACUUCUAUUUCGUGUCGCACUCAGCACGUGCCCUUAACCCUUUGGGGCGCGGCAUGGAGCCCAACUCAGAAGUGGGAGCUGAUGUGGAGGAGUCGCCGCCGGCUCAGGCCACGCAAAUCACCUCAAUCGAUGGUUUCUUCAAUCGCAAACGCGGCAGACCGCCAAAGAAUCGCUUCGUGGAAGUCUAUAAGAGCGCUCAGCUUUCGCCACAAGCCAUUUUCACCAGUUUCAAGCUGGAGAAAAAUGAUCAGGCCACGGCCUGCGGCCUGGCAACAUCCACUUCCGAUGUCGCCGAGGAGCGUCUCGCUACCCUGCGAGCUGUUGAACCGAGUGCCACAGAUCUCACACCUAGUCGCAGCAGCAGCAGGAAGAGAGCACGCGCCUGGACUGUGGACCCGCACAGGAGUCUGGCGAGUGUGCGCAGCCCGAGUCCGGGCAUUGAAAAGACGACAAACACUUUGACGAGGGAUCUGCCCGAGAGAAGCUCCCCAGUUCAGUUAAUGUUCAGCGCGCCCGGCACACAGACACCUGCAUCCAGCAAGCGCCAGGAGCGAGUUUCCGUUGUGCGCGCAGCGGGCACCUUCUAUCCGGAGAACGCAAGCUCAGCCCAAACGGCAGAUACCACGCCCACCACGUACUGCCCGCCAGGCAGCACAGACUGCAGCACGGAGCAGCCGGAAGAUCUGAGCAUGCGCGCCACCCAAGCGACGGCGGCAAGUGAGGCACGCGCGGAGCCGGAGACGGGUCUCAAGCUGCAAAUGCAGUUUAAGCAGCUGCUGGAUUUAUACCAGCGCCAGGUGCUGCUGCCCAGUUUUCUGGCCGCGGCCAGCCAGCCAGCCGGGCUGGACAUGCGUCUGCUGCUGGAGAAUGCCGCACAGCAGAAGAUGCUGCUGAUCAAUGCGGCGGCAGCGGGCGCUGUCGCUGCUGCAGCAGCCGCCGCCGCGGCGGCAACAGCCGGAGCGCCAGGCAUAAGCCCAGCGGAGGAGUCUGCGCCCGCGCCCGCGCCCAAUCCGACUCCUACGGCUGGUCGGCAAGCGGUUGGCAAGCGGGCGCGGGAACAGGACAUACCCACGGGCUACCUCAAGUUCCGGUUCAACGAGGACUGCGGCUUCGAGCGCUGCGGCUAUCGGAAUCAUCAGUCGCAUUUCCACUGCAAUCGGCGGGAUUGCCACUACAGUUUCUGCGACAAGACGCGCUUCGUGCAGCACACGGCGCGCCAUGAGCGCAUGGACACCCUCAUGGGCGAUGAUUUUCGCCAAUAUCGCGCCAACAUGCGCUGCGGCGUGCCUGACUGUUCUUAUGCCACGCCCACAAGCACGGCCACACCCACGUCGGCAUCGACGACAGAGAAGAGCCUGGGCGUCUUGGGCGGCGCCGCUCCAAAGAAAUCGUCGCAUUUCCAUUGCCGUAAAUGCGAUUACGUGUGCACCGACUCCAACAAGGUGGUGGCCCAUCGUCGCCUGCACCUGCGGCUGGAGUACGUGCGUUCGGCUGGCUUUCGCAAGUUCGCCAGCAACGAGUCCUGCGAGUCGACCGCCUGCAGCUAUGCGCUGCGGCACACCCACUACCAUUGCACCACCUGUGACUGCAGCGUGCUCUCCCGCGCCCAGCUGGCCUCGCACAGGCAUCGGAUCAACCAGCCGGCAGCCGCCAGCCAAUCUGGCUCUGGACUGGAUCUGGGAACGUAGCCUAGAGCUACGUGCCAAACAGCAAUAGAAGCCAUAUAAAUC
Messenger RNA from Drosophila novamexicana, 2300 nucleotides. RefSeq lists its product as uncharacterized. The record is from RefSeq and is a predicted model, not a curated record. Gene Ontology annotation, molecular function: RNA polymerase II transcription regulatory region sequence-specific DNA binding; DNA-binding transcription factor activity, RNA polymerase II-specific. NCBI's taxonomy places the organism in Eukaryota, Metazoa, Arthropoda, Insecta, Diptera, Drosophilidae. Gene Ontology annotation, cellular component: nucleus. The transcript has 5 exons. Bases 483 to 2258 code for a protein of 591 amino acids. Gene Ontology annotation, biological process: positive regulation of transcription by RNA polymerase II; regulation of neuron differentiation.